AAGAUAAAACAAAAUACUAUUUCACAAUUAAACCAUUAACCUAAAUUUUGGUCUUUCUUCUACAGUUUUUACGAAUCGACUAAUUCCUUAAUUUUAUAACGAGCACACGUAUCCUGUCGCUUAAUUGUCAUGACCGCAGAUCGGAGACUGUAUCGUCCAAGAAGCGUGCGCCGACAUCGCGCUGCGUUCGAUCAUGCAUACAGGUCAGCUGUCCCGGCGCGACACAGCAAAGAGCAUUUUCCCCAGCGAGACGUUGAAAAAUCGACUGUGUUCGAUUUGGUGUACAAAUAUCUGGGCAAAUGCGCCGAGAAGGAGAUGAAGUGGAAGCAGCGAAACUGCGCGUGCAACAAAUUCAAUAAACGACACGCGAGAAAGAAAGACAUUCACGGACGUGACGUAGCUACAAUUCGUACAAAUCUCGACGAAAGAAUCUUUGGUGAUAAUAAGGAGAGACCUCGAUUACGCGCGGAUAAAAAUAUACUUUCUAAUAGAGUGUCUAGAAGUUCGUCGAGAGAAUGUAUCGCCGAUUACGCGAGAGCCGUCCGCGAUGGUACAUAUAACAAAUUCGUUUAAAUGUUCAGAGAUCGAAUAUAGCUCGAUCAAAGAGCCAUAAAUUCGUAGAAUCAAAUCUUUGAAAGUUUUCAGAACAAAAAAAAAGAAAAGAUAAAUAUAGAAACAAAAUGACGAAUGAAAACACGAAUUGAUUGUAUCAGUAGCGCGUUUAAUUUACCUAUAGGCUUUUAGAGCUCUAGGGCUCUAGA
This is a messenger RNA of Solenopsis invicta (red fire ant), 761 nucleotides long. RefSeq lists its product as uncharacterized. The coding region runs from base 130 to 573 and encodes 147 amino acids. NCBI's taxonomy places the organism in Eukaryota, Metazoa, Arthropoda, Insecta, Hymenoptera, Formicidae. The record is from RefSeq and is a predicted model, not a curated record. The transcript has 2 exons.